Messenger RNA from Trypanosoma theileri, 981 nucleotides. RefSeq lists its product as uncharacterized. NCBI's taxonomy places the organism in Eukaryota, Euglenozoa, Kinetoplastea, Trypanosomatida, Trypanosomatidae. The record is from RefSeq and is a predicted model, not a curated record. The coding region runs from base 1 to 981 and encodes 326 amino acids. The transcript has a single exon.
AUGGUUGAAAUAGUCUCUGAUGAUUACUUUCCUCCUGAAGAAGAUGACAUUGAUGAAUCAUUAUCAUCAUCAUCAUUAGGUGGAGAGGUAGAAACAGUAUCUGUGGGAGGUAAAUCUCAAUUCUUCUCUUGGUUAUUUCCAACAACAUAUUCACGUCCCUUUAAUUUGACUACCACAGUGAAUGAAACUCUUUUAGAGUCUGUGAAUGCCGUGCGGACUUUGAUGGAAAGUGGAAACUUGGAAGCCGCCUGUUAUCUCGUUGAGGAGCGGCAACUCGAUAUUAGUUUAACAGCAGUGAAUACCACGCUGCUGGUGAGUACGACGAAUAUUCUGUUGAAUCUACUUGUGGCACCUGUGUAUGCUUUUGUUUCAUCGCAUCUACGCGGAGACUUAUUGACUUUUCCCGGUGUAGUAACACAGACCUUGUACACUAGUGGUAGUAUUAGUAUUAAUAAUAGUAAUAAUAUUAAUAAUGUUAAUAGUGUUAAUAAUAUUAAUAACAGUGGAUUAUUAACGUAUCAUAAUGCCACUACUACUACUACUACUUUAACGAACUCCCAAGCGAGUGGUGCUGCAGUGGAAUCGCCAUCUCUUACUCUCUUUUGGUUCGGAAUGUCAUCCACCACGGAUGCGUGGAAGGGUUAUGCAGAGAUGAUAAUGUUUCUUGUGUGUGUGGGACUCUUCAUAUUACUUCUUCUUGUGCGCUUCCGGUUUGCGAAGUAUUUCCGUGGUAUUGAUAUGUACACUUCACAGAAACACCAAUCUACUCACACUGCUGCUGAUGCUGAUGCUGAUGCUGCUGCUGUUGUGCCACCAUUACAUUUGGGGAGUAAGCAAAGUAAUAAUAUGGAGGAUUCCUUCCUGUUAACAUCACAAGAAGGGAAUGAACAGCACUCCGUACAACAGAGAUUACCUCUUUUAUUAGAUAAUUGCGAUGAAGAUACGUGCAAAAGUCCUCCACGGCUUUCCUUUACUAUGUAA